GGCUGGAUGAACAAAACUCGCCCGAAGGUUGAAUAAUGAAUAAAAAUCGUAAUACUGGGGAGUCUAUAAAAACAUUUUAGUAUUGAAGUGUAAGUGAUCUAGUAAAGAUCAAAGUUUCUGAACGUUUUUUUUUUCUAACUAAAAAUGAAUUUUAAAAUAUUAGCUGAGUUAAAAAGUGUUUAUCUUUAUUUAAUAUUAAUUGUUGCGUUUUAUACGUGUGAAUCAAAAUUAAUGUACAAUUGUCAAAACGGAUUUUCAAAAUUUGGAAGUAACUGUUAUCAUUUGAGUAAAGAAACAGCAACAUGGCAAGACGCUUUUUUUGAAUGCAAAUAUUUGGCAAAAGGAAGUAAACUCGUUGUGCUAGCCAAACAAGUGGAUGAUCAUAAUAUUCGAAAAUUUUUGAAGUAUAGAAAAAAUGAAACAAAAGAAAGAUGGAUAGGAGGCAUUUAUGAUUGGAGUCAAGACCAAUGGAAAUGGGCAACGUCAGGACGUAAAAUUCGAUACAACAGAUUUGAAACUAUACAACAUUUUGAUAAUAACCGAAAUGAUCAAUGGCAGUGUAUAUCACUAGAUCCAAAUAUUGACUACAAAUGGAAUGCACAAAGCUGCUUACAAAAAAAAAACUUUAUAUGUGAAACAAAACCUCAACCAGAGUGUAUGAAUAAUACAGUUUAGAAAUAUUAACUAAAUACCUAUUCGUAAAAAAAAUAUAAAAUUUUAAAUGCAUUAUACGAGAUACAUAUUAAAUAAAUGAUUUUAAUAAUAUCAAAGAUGUUCCUAUUUAUAACUUUUAAGGUAUUCAACUAUUAUCUAACAUAUUCUAAAAUUAUAUACUUACUACAAUAAAAACUUUAUGUAAACGACCAGUUUAGAACAGAAUGUGUGUGAAUAGUUGUCAUUUCAGUUUUUGCAAGGUUACUAAACAUUUCUUUUUUAUGGUUGGACAAAAAAUUCACUAGCCCGAAAUAAUACUAUUCACAAACUUGGUUGACUUAAAGUAUUAUUAAUAAACAAGGGUAAAUACAAAAUUAAUAUAUUAUUAUACCUACAAUUCCGACAAAAUAUCUUGGGAUGUAAAAAUUCUUCAAGUAGUGUAUUGAAAGUACAGAUAUUUUACUAUGGUACUAGUAUAAUAUACAAAUUACAGGGUAUGUUUUUCAAGAAUGAGAAAAUAACCACAAAUGUAACCUUAAAAUGUAUAGUACAAAAUUGUAACCUAGUAAAAUAAAGUAUAGCAUAAUAAUAUGAAAUCUUCAAAGUACAUAUUAUUUGCACAGUACAUUCAAAUACAUUUCUAUAGGUUUAAUAUUAAAUAGACAAGAACAAGA
Metopolophium dirhodum (rose-grain aphid) is the source of this 1328-nucleotide messenger RNA. RefSeq names its product snaclec coagulation factor IX/factor X-binding protein subunit B-like. The transcript is spliced from 3 exons. The record is from RefSeq and is a predicted model, not a curated record. NCBI's taxonomy places the organism in Eukaryota, Metazoa, Arthropoda, Insecta, Hemiptera, Aphididae. Bases 145 to 675 code for a protein of 176 amino acids.